This is a messenger RNA of Metschnikowia bicuspidata var. bicuspidata NRRL YB-4993, 516 nucleotides long. RefSeq lists its product as uncharacterized. The record is from RefSeq and is a predicted model, not a curated record. Gene Ontology annotation, molecular function: hydrolase activity. NCBI's taxonomy places the organism in Eukaryota, Fungi, Ascomycota, Pichiomycetes, Serinales, Metschnikowiaceae. The transcript has a single exon. The coding region runs from base 1 to 516 and encodes 171 amino acids.
AUGAGCGGAGCCCAGAGACAGAAGUAUACCUUAGGAUUCAUACGGUCGGACACGAACCACGUGCUCCUUUUGAACCGGCAGAAGGCCCCAUGGAUGGGCCGAUGGAACGGCGUGGGCGGGAAGCUAGAUGCAGGCGAGAGCCCGUACGAGUGCAUUGUGCGGGAGACGAUGGAGGAAACGGGCCUCAUGUUGCCCCAGUAUGAGGACCGCGGGGUGAUGCGCUGGGUGCGUGACGGCAAGGAGUGCGGAGGGGUCCACGUCUUCACGGCCGAGGUGCUGGAGGAGGAGAUGCAGCAGUACCCGACGCCGCGGCGCCACUGCCACGAGGGCAUAUUGGACUGGAAGGCCAUGGAGUGGGUCUUGCACGAGGACAACAGCGGGGUGGUGGACAACGUGCAGAGGAUGUUGGUGGACUUGUUCGGCGCCGGGCCGCACGCGCGGUGGGUGUCCCGCUACGAGGGGCUGCAGUUGGUGAGCUGCACCUACAACGGGGCAGGCAGGAGAGGAGAAGUCUAA